AUGGGAAAUGAAGAGAGUAUGUCUUCAAGUCAGUCAAUAGGACUGCCUGCAUCAGCUCCAACACAGACAUCAUCUGUACUUACCGAGCUCCAAGAAUCAGAAAAAGAAUGCAUCGAAAAAUCUCAAAAAGUUAUUACAGAUUAUGAAACGUAUUUCCAGAAACGAGGAUCAAAUCUGAUAGAAGAUUUUAAUAAUAAUCUACGUUUUGAUCCGCCAAUGUUUGAUUUAGAAAGAAAAUUAAUUGAAAAUACAUAUAUUGACUAUAGACCUUUACAAUCAGAUAUACAUACAAGACUAAAGCGUUAUAAAAAUAGAUCGCUCUACGCUCAUGGCAUAGAAGUUCAAGAAAAAGAACAAACGUACAAAUUAUAUGUUAAGGCCUUUAUAGAGAAUGAUAAAUACGAGCUCGAUGUCCAAGUAAACUCAAAAAUGCAACGACUUAUGCUUCUUAAAAAACAAAACGCGGAAUUAAAAGAAAAAAUUGAAAAAAUUAAGGCCAGAAUUUUAGAAUCCAGUGUAUGA
Molecule: messenger RNA, 522 nt
Organism: Trichomonas vaginalis G3
Lineage: Eukaryota; Parabasalia; Trichomonadida; Trichomonadidae
Exons: 1
Coding region: 1-522 (173 amino acids)
Source: RefSeq, a predicted model, not a curated record